UACUCUCUCUCUCUCUCUCUCUCUCUCUCUCUCUCUCUCUCAAUCGAUCCCCUAAGAACCCUAAAUCCGUCAUAGAGACUCAGACGCUUUCAGGGCCUCCGGCGAUCGACUCCGUGACUCCGGACCUCAGGCGAUGGACUGUGAUACUCUACAGUGGUGAUGGAUUCGGGCUUCUUUGAUUUCUCACAUGAUGAGGUAGUUGAGGAUGAUGUUGAAGAACUUGAAGAUAGAAAGAGAGAGGGAGAGAUUGUGCGAUUUUUUGGGAAAAUGGUGAGUUCUUCAGGUGAAUCUACACCAAAGAUCCAAAUGGGCUGGGGGAACAAAAGUUUGAAGCUAAAUCAGUAGUCGGUGGAGCCUGAGAUCAGAAAUCGCACGAUCUUUAAAGACUACUGUGCAAGAUCAAAAGGCAAGUAACUGAUCUAGAUUAGAAAUCGUGGGAUUUACAUUUUUCCUUCUUCAAAUUGCAUGAUUUGUUGAAUAUACCCAAUUUUUGGGCUCUAGGGUUUUAUAAGUUUCUGAUCUACCAUAGUCGGGGAUUUCCCUUUGAUUGACUUUUUUUUUUCUUGCUUUGCUUUUGGGCAACCUUGGGGGUAUGAUUCAAGUUCUGAUUCCCAAGCGAAGGUGCGCGCGCGCACGCGCACACACAGAGAUAGAUGGAUACAUGUAUGUGCAGAGAGAGGUGGUUUUUUUUCCUCGUUGGUUAUGGCUUCUGUGGUACAUGUUUGGGCUUAACUGAAGUGUGUUCUGUUUGCAAAGGAAUGCCUUGUGCGUAAAACUGUGAGCCUUUGAUAAAUAGAUAUAGGUAGCUAACUCACUCCCCAAUGGAUACAAGAGUCCCAACGUUCACAAGGAACUAGUCAGAUGGGGUGCGAGUGUAAUGCGGAACCAAACCUCAAGGUUGGGCAAAUCAUUUUGAAAAUCAUUUUCCAAACGUGGGGGGGAAAUCUGUACAUUAGGGAAACCUCAUGGGGUGUCAGUGAAAUUUACCCCAAGUUCAUAUCCUCCCGUUCCAAGGUCCUCCUCUUCUGUCGUGAAUGAAAGGGUUGCUGAUUGCGAAGCUCAUAAACCUCAAAAUAAAUUGGUUUUCCCCAACACCAACAAAAGAAUCCUCCUGGCAUCAAGGUAUACAUAUCCAUAAUUCGUUAAAUCUGCCAAAAUGUCAUCCCAACGAUUCUUCCAAACAGUCAAGAAAGUCUUCCCCACAACCCACAUCCCAAAAUCAAACCAAGAAAUCGCCCAUUUGAUCUCUAAAUCCUUAAUCAAACCAGACCCAGCACAACCCCUCCUCCAAAUCCCACCCUCCCUCCUUUCCAAUCUCAACCCCCACAUAACCCUCCUUGUUCUCUCAAACCCACAAGUCCCAAUCGAGUCUUGCUUGCACUUCUUCGAUUUCCUUUAUACCAACCCCAACCCAUCUCUUAAACUCGACCUUCAAUCCCUCAUAAUGCUUGUUUGCCGCUUAUUCAAAGCCAGAAAGUUUACCCAAGCCAAGAAUUUACUGAACAAGCUUGCGAUUGCCGACAAUUUCAGACACCCGUUUUCAGAUAUUGCUUCCUUAGUGGCUCAAGAUGGCAAAGAACCAAAGAUUGUUGUGAAGGUAUAUGAUAUGUUGUUCAGGGUUUAUGCUGAUAAUCAGAGGUUUAAAGAGGGUUUAGAAGUGUUUGAGUACAUGAAAAAUAGCGGGUUUCAGAUAGAUGAGAGGUCUUGCAUUGUUUAUUUACUUGCAUCAAAGAGACAUGGUCAUGUGGAGCUAUUGUUUGAUUUCUUUCGCCGGAUGGUUGAUUCCGGCGUAGGAGUUACGGUUUACUCACUCACAAUUGUGAUUAACAGUAUGUGUAAGAUGGGGAGGGUUGAUGAGGCUAGAGAACUCAUGAAUGAAAUGGCUGGUAGAGGGGUUAAACCCAACCUAUAUACGUAUAAUACUUUGAUUGAUGCAUAUGUAAAGAGAUUGGAUUUGGGGAGAGUUAAGGAGAUUUUGAUUGCUAUGGAGAAGGAAGAAGUGGCCUAUAAUGUGGCAACUUAUACACUCUUGAUUCAAGGGUGUUACAGCUCAGGCAAGAUUGAAGAUGCUGAGAGGGUUUUUGAAGAAAUGCGUGACAAGGGUAUAGCGGGUGAUGUUCAUGUUUACAGCUUGUUAAUUAGUUGGAAUAGCAGGUUAGGAAAUAUGAAAAGGGCAUUUGAGUUGUUCGAUGAGUUGAGCGAAAGAGGCAUCGUUCCUAAUGCUCACAUAUAUGGUGCCGUGAUUCAUGGUUUGUGCAAGGCUGGCCAAAUGGAGGCAGCAAAAGAUUUGUUAAAUGAGAUGCAAAGCAAGGGAAUAGAUGUGAAUCAGGUGAUAUUUAAUACGCUAAUGGACGGGUAUUGCAAGAAAGGGAUGAUUGAUGAAGCGUUUGGGCUGAAGUGUGUAAUGGAGAAAAAAGGACUUGAACCCGAUGUGUUUGCAAAUAACAUAAUUGCUACUGGACUCUGUAUAUCGAACCGCCAUGAGGAGGCAAAGAGGUUAUUGUGCGGGAUGAUGAAUGAGGGAAUAGCUCCAAACUCGGUGACUUUCACUACAUUGAUUGAUAUAUAUUGCAAGGAAGGGAAUUUUGUGGAAGCUUUGAGGCUGUUUGGAAAGAUGAAGAAGGAGGGUCCGAUACCUAAUACAGUGACAUUUAAUGCAUUAAUAGACGGGUAUAGCAAGAAGGGGAAGUUGGAUGAAGCUCAUAAGCUAAGAGACGAGAUGAAAGAGAAGGGGUUGAUGCCGGAUGUCUACACAUACACCUCACUCGUACACGGAGAAUGUAUUUUUGGAACAGUAGAUCAGGCAAUGGAAUUGUUCAAUGAAAUGCCAGCUAAAGGGUUGGUUCCAAGCCUAGUGACUUACACUGCAAUGAUUUCGGGCUUGUCAAAGGAGGGGAGAUCAGAUGAAGCUUUUAGAUUGUAUGAUGCGAUGAAAGAAGCGGGUCUUACACCCGAUGACACCCUGUACUCUACACUUGUGAGCAGCCUUCAUAGAGUAGGUUCUUAGCCUGAAAUGGCUUUUGUCCUUUUCAAAAGAAUGCCCUUCUGGGAAAAGAUCCAAUGGAGAUGGGCUAGAUGUGGUGUGGCCUGUAGCUCAGAGGAUUUGAGUUAAUGGCUGCGAACCACAAUUUGGGGGUUCGAAUCCUUGCUCACCCUAAACCAGCUUGAGCUCACAGGGAGGAGUUAUAAGUUUGGGCAAGUUGCAUAUCAUUGAGAGAUAAGUGUGUAUACUACCUAUAAUUUUGUGGUGGAUUUGAUGUUCAGUCUUUUAUAGAGUAUUGAGAAAAUGAAAUUUUCAACUGCUA
Rhododendron vialii is the source of this 3305-nucleotide messenger RNA. Its product is annotated as pentatricopeptide repeat-containing protein At2g32630. Lineage: Eukaryota; Viridiplantae; Streptophyta; Magnoliopsida; Ericales; Ericaceae. The transcript has 5 exons. Gene Ontology annotation, molecular function: protein binding. The coding region runs from base 1157 to 3007 and encodes 616 amino acids. The record is from RefSeq and is a predicted model, not a curated record.